CCUUCCUCCUGGAUCCCUUUUUUUAAAAUCCUAACCUCUGGCCAGCCGCCGUUGCCGCCGUAGCCAGCCAAAGGGGGGGAUCCCAAAGGCUGCAGAGCCUGCUUUUCCAUUACUGCCGAGAAAGGGAGUGGAUACGGGCAGGCGGGUGGCCUGAGGAAAGGAGCUCCAAGUAGUGGACAUGGUGCUCCUUCUUAAUUUUACCAUCACAGCCCUUGUCCAGCGGGGUAGGUUGAUCUGAGAGGGAGCAACUGGCCCCAAGUCAUCCAGCCACCUGAAUGGGACAGUGACUCCUUCCCUCCAAAAUGGAGACCUGGGCCCGAAAGCGGGGCUCAGAGAUCUGUGCCCAAGUGGUAGCCUUGGCGGAGGAUUUUUUGUUGAGGCAGCGAGAGAAGGAAAGAUGGGAACGACGGGCAACCAGGCCAGAUCUUUCCAACCCAAAGCAGCCCCACUUGGACCUCCAGGAGGAGAAUGAUGAUGACGCCACCUCCCUUGCAGGUGACGCCCAGGGGAGUGAGAAUGAGGAAGAGGAGAUCCUUCAGCUAGAAGAUUCUGAGCCCAAUGGGACAUCCACAGGAGGAGAUGCCUCCUGGAGCAAUUCUCAGUUGCGUGAUGUGGGAGAAACUUCUAGGAGUCAUCAGACCUCAGACAUGAAAGAGGGGAAGAGAAUGGGUCCUCCCAUUCCAGGUUAUGAUGGGCGCUUGAAAGAGCCCAGAAUCUACAACUGUGGGGCUGUGAAGAUGUGCAUGGACUGUGGGAAAACUUUUAAGCAGAGCUCCAGCCUAUAUAGACACCGGAGACUCCACACAGGGGAGAAGCCCUAUGGCUGCACAGAGUGUGGUAAGAGCUUCAGCCGGAAGUCGCAUCUUAUUGCGCAUGAGCGGACCCACACGGGGGAGAAGCCCUAUGACUGCACAGAGUGUGGCAAGAGCUUCAGCCGGAAAUCACACCUCACCACUCAUGAGAGGAUCCACACGGGGGAAAAACCCUACAAGUGUGGGGAGUGUGGGAAAUGUUUCAGCCAGAGUUCGGCCCUUGUGGCGCAUGAAAGGUCCCACACUGGCGAGAAGCCAUUUACAUGCCCAGAUUGCGGGAAGAACUUCCAUCGGCGGUCAGGUCUUUCGGCACACGAGAGGACCCAUACAGGGGAGAAACCGUACCGGUGCACUGAAUGUGGAAAGAGUUUUAGCCAGAGUUCAGGACUUUUGGCCCACGAACGAACCCACACAGGCGAAAAACCAUACCGGUGCACCGAGUGUGGGAAAAGCUUCUGUGAGCGCACAGCCCUCGUGAGACAUCUGAGAACUCACACUGGGGAAAAACCAUACACUUGCGCCGUGUGUGGGAAAAGUUUCAGCCAGAGCUCGGGCCUUUUGGCGCAUGAGCGCACCCACACUGGGGAGAAACCCUACAAAUGCUCUGACUGCGGGAAAAGUUUUGGGCACCGCUCUGACCUUCUCAGGCACCAGAGAAUCCUUAAAAGAGGAAAACCGUAUAAAUGCUCUGAGUGUGGGAAAUGUUUCGGCCGGGGCUCAGAUCUCCUCCAGCAUCAGCAGAUCCACACAGGGGAGAAACCGUAUAAAUGCGCUUAUUGUGGGAAGUGUUUCAGCUGGCGUUCGAACCUUAUUAAACACGAGAGAAUCCACACCAGGGUGAAAACGUAUAAAUGUGCAGUUUGAGUCUAAAAGCUCUCCUCUUCAAAUGCCAGAGGUUCUACGCAAUGGAAGGCCACCGUGCCCGGUACAUUGAUUGUGAGAAAUUCGAUACAGUCGUAACUCACUCUUAUUACAAGGGGCAGUAAAUACAACCAUUGCAGAAAAUCUCCAGAGACAGAAAGAAAAUUAUUCCUAAUUGCUGGAGCAGCAUCAGGAUUCAGUCGUAUAUUACUGACAGUUAAAAAAAAUCUACAUCGGAGAAACAAUGUUGGAGCUGUCUGACCUACCUGAAAAGUGCCAUUCAUAACUCUCCACGGUUAAACUUCCACAGAAUCUGGUUCCAUUGCAAAAAUGACAGCAGGAUUCUAGAAUUAGCGAUCCUUGAUAGUAUCUAACCCCGUGUUUCUCAACCUUGGCCCUUUUAAGAGGUGCAGACUUCAA
Messenger RNA from Python bivittatus (Burmese python), 2093 nucleotides. The record is from RefSeq and is a predicted model, not a curated record. NCBI's taxonomy places the organism in Eukaryota, Metazoa, Chordata, Lepidosauria, Squamata, Pythonidae.